GCUCCUCUCGCAGUCAGCACUGGGAACUGGAGCUGAGGAUUCGCACCAACACACGGAGAGCUCAGCCAAUAUUGACAGAGAGCUGCUUUCCGUGCAUCAAAUAUCACAGCGCAGGGAAACCAUUUCCGACCUAAAUACGAACGCGAGAACCGAAGAGUGAGGAACCAGCUCUGGGACUUCAGAAAUAAUAAGCACAGGCACAUUUGUUGAAUUGUGAGUGCGGGGAAUCAUAGUUUUACCUUGUGUGUAGACCGGAUCAAAAGAAACUAUUGCUUUGGAAUUCAUUGCGGUUUUUUAAUUUGAAAAAGUUUCGUCCUUUUUCUUUUUUGAUUUUCCAGACAAUGUCGUCUUUAAACUGGAUUAACGAGGAUGAUGACGCUAGUGAGUUAAUGCGUGGAGUGUGUGGGGUCCUGUUUUAUCUAAAGAUCUGAAAGUUAUUUUAUCGAAAGAUACCCGUUUUAGUUAAUACCAUUUGUAUUGGAACCAGGCUAGCUUAAAUGCAUUAUUAAUAGUUACGAAUAAGUAGUUCGAGUUCGAGUCAACACAAGAAUUUCUUUGUAUUUUACAAAAACAGGUAAUUUCCACGCUGAGCAAAGCAACGGGACGCGCAAUAGCUCCAGUGCUGCACACUUUACAAACCCCUUUCAGAAAAGGAAACGCUGAAAAUCUACUUGCAUUUUGCUUAUUAUUAAUUUGGAGGACAUUAUGAUUUUGUGUAACACCAGUGCCAUCAAAGACUGGAGCUAUUUCCUCUCUCAGAUAUUACCGCUUGUUAACAGAACAGCGGGCCUUGUUCAUCAAAGUGUCAUCUCGGUGGAAGUCACCACCAGUUCCGUGGUGAGUGUCCUGGAACCAGACCGCAGCGGUUUCAUGCCAAACAGCCAGCCCGUGAACACCUCGAACUACACCACUGGACUCGAGCACCUGUUCCAGUACUCUUACUCGGAGAAUGAACUUCUGUAUACUGACUACAAGCCCCCGGCCCGGGACGCCAUCCCGCUACCCAAAGCCGUGCUGUACUUAUUAAUGGCAGCGCUGGUCGUUGUGGUUGUAGUCUACGCCAUUGUGGGGCACCUCAUCAAGGACUUGGUCCAUGAAUUUGUGGACUGGAUAUGUGGUCCUAGUCCCGAUGACAACAGCAACAAGAGUGACGUGAACUGCAUCACAAACAGCAUGAACAAAAUGAAUGACAUCACUCACUACCCACAUCUGGAUGAAAUGAACCGAAUGGAUAGUAAUCAGACUGAAUACGACCUCAGAGCUGAUCAGCUGAUCAUCACUAUUGACGAGACUUCACAGUUACCCCGGGGAGAGGCGUGCAGCGGCACUUAAACCCACCGCAGUUUCUGUAUAAUAAUACUCUUUCACUCAACAGCUUUUGUUUGUCUCGGGAUACUGCAACAACCCGACCUAUUGGGCAGCUGCGGAUCAUUUCUUGUUUUAAUACAGGGAGAAGUUCAAGGAUAAUGCGUUGCACGGGAUGCAUUACUGCAAAGAUUUAGCAAAAGCUACACUGCUGUUCUGGAUCGUGGAGAGGAAAAAUUGUCAAUUCUGUGCACUGAUGCUUUAUGGACUUGUAUUGUAACUGUAAACCAAUACAAAUUAAAAAAUGCUUUAAUUUUACCUUCACAGUGGACUUAUAAACAGAACUAUUGAUCAGAUAUGCACACACUUGAAUAAU
Messenger RNA from Polyodon spathula (Mississippi paddlefish), 1681 nucleotides. RefSeq lists its product as uncharacterized. The record is from RefSeq and is a predicted model, not a curated record. The transcript is spliced from 2 exons. Lineage: Eukaryota; Metazoa; Chordata; Actinopteri; Acipenseriformes; Polyodontidae. Bases 706 to 1332 code for a protein of 208 amino acids.